Messenger RNA from Mytilus trossulus (common blue mussel), 468 nucleotides. RefSeq lists its product as uncharacterized. Lineage: Eukaryota; Metazoa; Mollusca; Bivalvia; Mytilida; Mytilidae. The record is from RefSeq and is a predicted model, not a curated record. The coding region runs from base 1 to 468 and encodes 155 amino acids. The transcript has a single exon.
AUGUUCAAGGAAACGUUAGAAUAUUCAAAUGGGAGGUACUACGUGACAUGGCCAUGGAAGAAUGACAAUAUUGACUUACCAGUGAAUAGAUAUUUAGCUUUUGCUAGACUAAAAUCGUGUGUAGCAAGAAUGAGAAAGAAACCAGAAUUACUUGAAAAAUAUAAUUCUGUUAUUCAAGAUCAAUUAGAUAAAGGUAUAGUUGAAAAAGUGGAAGAAGAUAGUACAGAGGGAUUGAAACAUUAUAUUCCACAUCAUGCUGUUAUAACGCCAAAUAAAACGACGACGAAGUUGAGAAUAGUCUAUGAUGCGUCAGCAAAACCUAAUAAUGACGUCAAUAGUCUAAACGAGUGCCUAUAUCGCGGACCAGUCCUUUUACGGAAUUUUUGUGGAAUAUUCAUGAGAUUUCGUUUAAAUCAAGUUGCAAUUGUUGCUGACAUAGAAAAGGCAUUUCUCCAGGUCGGAUUAUAG